This is a messenger RNA of Ipomoea nil (Japanese morning glory), 2303 nucleotides long. RefSeq names its product ABC transporter G family member 11-like. Gene Ontology annotation, cellular component: membrane. Bases 101 to 2074 code for a protein of 657 amino acids. Gene Ontology annotation, molecular function: ATP binding; ABC-type transporter activity; ATP hydrolysis activity. The record is from RefSeq and is a predicted model, not a curated record. The transcript is spliced from 6 exons. NCBI's taxonomy places the organism in Eukaryota, Viridiplantae, Streptophyta, Magnoliopsida, Solanales, Convolvulaceae.
ACACCUGCUGCACCCUGCUUUUGAGUUGGAGAUCUGAUCUCUUUUUUUGGAGGGAAACCCGCAGUCAUUACCUGAGGGUGUUGAUCUGAUCUUUACGGCUAUGGAGGCGGGUCGUGGGUUGUUCGGCAGCGGCGGUGGAGAUUUCCGGUCGCCGGAGGAGCCUUUCCUCACCCCUGCAAGCUUCUUUCCUUCUUCUCAGGUAGAUGGUGUUUUCCUGACAUGGGAGGAUUUAUGGGUAACGGUGUCUGCAAAGGAAGGUACGAAGGCCAUUCUUAAAGGUCUGACCGGGUAUGCGAGGCCCGGUGAGCUCUUAGCCCUCAUGGGCCCUUCUGGCUCCGGCAAGUCCACUCUCCUUGACGCUUUAGCAGGAAGACUAGAGUUGACGACUAGGCAGAGCGGCGACAUUCUCAUCAACGGUCGGAAACAGACACUGGCUUAUGGAACAUCGGCGUACGUGACACAAGACGACAAUCUGAUCUCAUCGCUGACGGUGCGAGAGGCGGUGUACUUCUCGGCGCAGCUGCAGCUGCCGAACUCGGUGGCGAGAUGGGAGAAGAAGGAGAUAGCGGAGAUGACGAUAAAGGAGAUGGGGCUGCAGGGCGCCAUGGACACCAGAAUAGGAGGAGGGUGGGGGAGCAAAGGGAUAAGCGGCGGACAGAAACGGAGAGUGAGCAUUUGCCUGGAGAUUCUCACCCGCCCCAAACUUCUCUUCCUGGACGAGCCCUCCAGCGGUCUUGACAGUGCCGCUUCCUUCUACGUGAUGAGUAAAAUUAUGGAUUUGGCUAGCGAGGGAAGAACCGUUGUUGCGUCCAUUCAUCAGCCCAGCGCUGAAGUUUUCAGCCUCUUCACUAAUCUCUGCCUCUUGUCUUCUGGUUCUCUUGUCUAUUUUGGCCCUGCUUCUGCUGCAAUUCAGUUCUUCGAAACCUGUGGUUUCCCUUGCCCACCUCUCCAGAAUCCAUCUGAUCAUUUCCUCAAAACUAUAAACAAGGAUUUUGAUGGUUAUGAUGAGGAAAGUUUACGAGGUCGUGCCAGAAGCAUGCCCACAGAAGAAAUCAUCAAUAUUCUCGUACGGUCUUACCGAUCAUCCGACAGAUACCAAGAAGUUCAAACCCAGGUUGCUGAAAUAUGUCGGCAGGAAGGAGAAAUGCUGAAGAAAUCAAGCCAUGCAAGCUUCAUGACCCAAAGCGUUGUGCUGACGAAAAGAUCAUUCUUGAACAUGUACCGGGAUCUGGGCUACUACUGGCUGCGUCUGGCGAUUUAUAUAAUCAUGGGUGUCGGACUAGGUUUAAUGUACAAAGACAUCGGUCGGAGCUACACUUCGAUCCAGGCACGAUGUUCUGUCAUCAUGUUCGUCGCUUCCUUCCUGACGUUCAUGGCGAUCGGCGGCUUCCCGUCGUUCGUGGAGGACAUGAAAGUGUUCCAAAGAGAGAAGCUGAACGGGCACUACGGCUGCGGCGCGUUCGUGAUCGGAAACUCCUUCUCUUCCGUCCCCUACUUACUCCUCAUAUCGCUAAUCCCAGGCCUGCUGGCUUAUUACCCCAUCGGGCUUCAGAGAGGGUUUCAGCACUUCGUGUACUUCGCUCUGGUCCUCUUCACCAGCAUGUUGUUAGUGGAGAGCUUAAUGAUGAUCGUGGCGAGCCUGGUGCCGUCGUAUCUGAUGGGGAUAAUCUCCGGGGCGGGGCUGCAGGCGGUGAUGAUAUUGGGCGGCGGGUAUUUCCGGCUGCCGGGGGACAUGCCGGGGCCGUUCUGGAAGUACCCGGUGUACUAUGUUUCGUAUAACCGGUACGUGUAUCAUGGGCUGUUCAAGAACGAGUUUGUGGGGCUGUGGUUUGAGGGGAUGAGGGAGGGCGAGGUGAUCACCGGAGAUGAGGUUUUGAGGGAUUUGUUGCAGGUUGAAAUGAGGUAUUCGAAGUGGGUUGACCUGUUGGUUUUGUUGGGGAUGGUGGUUUUGUAUAGGGUUUUGUUCUUUUUGAUUGUGAAGGGUACUGAUGAGGCUAAGCCUGCUAUUAAAUCACUUAUGAUGAGAGCCACACCCAACCAAUUAUCUCUCCAAACGCCCACUUAUGUUGUGUAGCUAGCCUCUAAAGUUUGAGGCAACGAGAGAUAAGGUUCAGAAGAUGCUUUGUCUUGUUGGGAUCGGAAGGUCCUUAAAAUUGGGGAUUCAAUAUUUUGGGAAGGAUAGAAAAAGCAGGAGGAGUGGGUAAUUGUAUGGUUCAUUUCUAUUAACUCUCUAAUCAUGAGUUCCUAGUAGACUACUUAUCUAGGAAUACCAUAAUAAAUAAUAAAAGUGUGAGUUUCUUGAA